CUUAGCCAUGGCCACUAAGAGAAGCACACCACUUGCACUAUUCCUCUUGCUCAACCUCCUCUUCUUCUCCUUGGUCAGUACUGCUUCGACUCACCCAACCCCAAAACCACACUCGAGGACUCCACCUGGCUCGACUCCACCUGGCCCGCAACCGGGGACUCCACCUGGCUCGGGGACUCCACCAAGCCCGCCAUCGGGGAAUCCACCUGGCCCGGCACCGGGGACUCCACCAAGCCCGGCAUCGGGGAAUCCACCGGGGAACUCAUCAUGCCCUAGAGAUGCCCUAAAACUCGGCAUCUGCGCCAAUGUUCUGAGCGGCCUUCUGAACGUGACCAUCGGAACACCUCCGGUAACACCAUGCUGCACCCUCAUCCAAGGAUUGGCCGACCUCGAGGCCGCCGUCUGCCUUUGCACUGUGAUUAGGGCUAACAUUUUGGGCAUUAACCUUAAUCUUCCCAUCGUUCUCACCUUGCUCCUUAAUGUGUGCAGCAGGCAAGUGCCUAGGGACUUCCUCUGCGCUUAGUUUGUUUGAUGCUCCUUAAUUUUUGCAUGUGUGCGUGGUGUUAUCAUCGUUUGUUUAGUAGUUAGUAUAAGUUGUGGUUGCAUGGACUGGAGUGAGCAAGGCUUCAAUAAAAGCAACGUGUAGUCGGAACUUUUGGCCUAUUUCAAAGUUGUAACUCCAACCAAUCCAAUUCAUCAAAAUGUUCAUUAUUUUAUUAUA
Messenger RNA from Salvia miltiorrhiza (redroot sage), 721 nucleotides. RefSeq names its product pEARLI1-like lipid transfer protein 1. The transcript has a single exon. Lineage: Eukaryota; Viridiplantae; Streptophyta; Magnoliopsida; Lamiales; Lamiaceae. Bases 8 to 523 code for a protein of 171 amino acids. The record is from RefSeq and is a predicted model, not a curated record.